AUGAAAACGCUUAUGUACGCGGUUGGCACACCAAUGAUUGGAUCGACCAGUCGUAUUACUUGCGUCUACUUUCGACCGCGACAAUCAAGUGAUACAAAUUCUCUUGUUAUACAAUAUGGGACCGGAUGCAGUGCAACGGUAAGUAGAAUUAACAUAUACUGAUCAAUUAUUAUAAUACAUCGUCAUAUUUAGCAGAAUAGAUUCUAAGAGAAAGAAAAUGAAUGUGAAAGCAUAAACUAUGGGCUUUUGAUACUGUCAGGGAUGUAGACACCCACCGAUAAAAGAUGACAGUAAGAUUGCCAUAUUAAAAUUGGUACUGAAAAAUCAAAUUAAAAUGGCACUGUUUCCAUCGAUUAUUAAUCAAUCGAAGAAUAGAGCACAAUCAAAUUUGUUUUCCAAAUAAUGAGAUUCAGAAAAAUUUUCAGCCGAUGAUAGGCAAUUCGGCUACUAGCUCGAAUACUUGCUAAAGUAAAAACUUCAUUAAUAUUAGUUCGUAGCAUUUUCUUGACCACUACCAUGGUCAUUAAUACGCUAAGUAUUUUCAAAAUGUAACUCAAGCUCCUUAAUAGAAGAAAAGUCACUAAGAGAACUUGAGGUUCUACUAAAUGAAUACCCUCGAUAGCGAUUUUCUUAAACUCAUUCGAUAAUGAACAAGUAUGAUCAGUGUACAGAAUCUGAUUAUGAUUGCUACAUUGUUGAAAAACUAGCUUUUCUUCAAUCUUCAACCAUGUGGCAAUAGUAAGU
This is a messenger RNA of Rotaria sp. Silwood2, 744 nucleotides long. NCBI's taxonomy places the organism in Eukaryota, Metazoa, Rotifera, Eurotatoria, Philodinida, Philodinidae. The record is from the annotation of a GenBank genome assembly.